AGUGUUUGCGAGUUGGACUCAGAAAAAAAAUUGACAAUUUCAAGCCAAAACCACCUUUGAAUGGCAAAAUUAAUUUCAUCAAAAUUGAUAAAAAUGUGUAUUUUUUGCAGCCAGGAAAAAUUGUCGAUUCUGUUUCAGGAUGAAAAAUUUUUACUUAUCAAAGAUAUUCGUCCGGCAACCGAACAUCAUUAUCUGGUCAUACCAAAAGAACAUUAUUCAAAUAUUAAAUAUUUAAAUCAACAACAAAUACCGAUGAUUGAAAAUAUGAAACAAAUUGCCCAAGAUUUUUUACAAACAAAUGUUUCCGAUUUUGAUCAAAACAAUUUACGAUUAGGAUUUCAUUGGUCACCAUUCAAUACGAUUGAUCAUCUUCAUCUUCACGUUUUAUAUCCAUAUCGACAAAUGAAUUGGCUACAGAAUCUAAUUUUUCGUCCAAAUUCCUAUUGGUUUAUUGAUGUUGAUGAAGGAAUAAAAUAUUUACAAAACAGAUAAUGAUGGUUGGUGGUAGGUAGAUCGAAAAAGAAUAUAGCAAGAAUAUUCUUCUUCUUAAUGCGCGCAUGUUCAUUUCGAAUUCCAAUGAAACGUUCGAAUCGAAUAUUCAUCCGGGGAUCAUCAUCAUCAUCAUUAUUGUCGAACCAGAAAAAUUUGACUCAAUGGAUUCUACAUUCUUUUUUC
Molecule: messenger RNA, 675 nt
Organism: Dermatophagoides pteronyssinus (European house dust mite)
Lineage: Eukaryota; Metazoa; Arthropoda; Arachnida; Sarcoptiformes; Pyroglyphidae
Product: adenosine 5'-monophosphoramidase HINT3-like
Molecular function (GO): catalytic activity
Source: RefSeq, a predicted model, not a curated record